UAAGUGUCCUCUGCCUUUAUCGUAUUGUCAUUAAUGUAUUUUAGUGUAUAUAAGAGAGUACUUUUAGUGUAAAUAAUCACAUUUUUCUGUAAACAAUUACCACUGAGUUAUGAACUAUGAAUACAAUUUUACAAAUUUAUACGUCGUUUAUUAAACUUAACUUCAUAUAUCAUUCCUAAAUAUCAAUUAUUAAUAAUUAAGAAAACGUAUACGUUUAUAGAAAUGAAUAAUUCUAUCAAAGAAUAUAAGUUUGAAGCUGUAUUGGGUAAAGGAAUGUUUGGAACUGUUCAUCUAGUUAGACGAACAAGGGAUUUGAAACCGUUUGUUAUAAAAGAGCAAAAUUUAAGCGUCGAAACUAAUUUAUCUUUUAAAAUGGUCCUGAGAGAAGUAGAAUAUUUGCAAAAGAUGAGACAUCCAAACAUUGUUGCUUAUCAUGCGGCUUGGAUCGAAAAUAAUAAAAGUUACAUUCUUAUGGAAUACGCUACUCGUGGUACUUUGAAAGAAUUAUUAGAAAAACUUAGUGUACCGCUUGUGGAAGAGAAUGCACUGUACUUAUUUUCGCAAAUAACUCUUGGAGUUCAUCACAUACAUACCAAGAAAAUUCUUCAUAGAGAUUUGAAACCUGAAAAUAUUUUAUUGACUGGACGCAAAGGAGAUAUUGUUAAGAUUACUGACUUUGGUGUUUCUAAAAAUAUACUAGAGGAGUCCAUGUGUUGUGCUGGAUCUUAUUGCUACAUGGCUCCAGAAAUGCUUUCGUGUCAACCGUACGAUUUAAAAUCGGACAUAUGGAGCAUGGGUGUUAUUCUUUACGAAAUGGUGACUAAGCAGCUUCCAUUCCCUACAUCUGAUCUAGCUGAGAUUACAAGAAUGGUGUGCAAUAAAAAACCAAAACCAUUUAAUAAGAAAAUUUCAAUCUCGACAAUACGGUUGAUAUCGAAAAUGUUAAGGAAACAAGCAAUUUAUCGUCCGAAAACCGAUCAAUUAAUACUUUGUCCGUAUUUGGUUCCAUUCAUUGCACGUGUUUAUUUAAAUCUCGGCAGAAUUCAAUAUAAUUAUCGUAGGGGUAAAGAAAACUUUGAUCCUCAAAUUUUUCAAUAUUUUUUCAAAACUCAACAUUUUAUGGUCACAGAUGGUUUAUUUUUAUACGAUUGUGAAAUGUCGGUAGAACAUGAAAAGCAUUUUAUUGUUCGCCGAAUGACUGUUAAGUUCGGACAUAGUAUUAAAGGGAGAAGAGUAACAACAACAGGAAUCAACAUGCAAUUAUCCGUUAUACUAUUUGUAUAUUAUCUAUGUCGAUGUUCGUGGGUAAUGAGUUUAUCAAUUGAUUCAUAUACGACGAAUAUCACUACGGAAAUACCGACGUACGACACUCUGGAAUCUGAAGAUUUGAACAAAGAAACUCAGUAUUUUUUAAAUCCUAUCUAUCGUGAUCUCGAUCCUUCGAAUGACGUCGAACGUAUUGAUCUUCAACAAUGGCCAGGAAGAUCCACUGUUCUUUUACAUCGUAAUGAUGUUCCUUCCACUACUAAUGUAAAACAGAAUAAGUUUGUCAACUUUAGUGUACCCUUGCAACAAAAUUCAACCAGAUAUCCAAGAUUUAGUAUACCACUCUCAAUCGCAAUGAUAGACGAACUUUUUUGCGAUUUUGGUCCACUUCCAUCGUUGUCUCUCUGCGAGUGGCAAAAUGGUAGUGAUUCAUUAGACUGGAUGGCAGGAUCUGGUUUAGGAACUAAUUGGUUUGGUGGACCACCAUCGGAUUCUACUACUAGUACAAUGGAAGGAGGAUAUGCUUUUGUGGAAACAUCGCAAAUACCAUCGAAAAGUAUAACAGGCAAAAGUUCUGGAGCUCGAUUACACAGUCCUCAAUUAGGAAGUACUGGUGUUUCAGGAACUUGCAUUAUGUUUAAAUACUCACUGGAUGGUCUUAGCGUAGCAGGAUUAAGAGUACUCUUGCAUUUGGGUUUUGAUGAGUACUCCAUUAGAAAAGAACCAGAAGAUGCAAUUACAUUUCAAAAUGUUACCGUACCACCUUGUAAGCCCGCUAAGACGGAAAGCGAACGUGUGAUCUGGCAUGCUCAGUAUUAUGACCUUGAAAUGUGGCAGCAAGCUCAGAUACUUUACACGUAUCCAGAUGUACAUUCGUUAAUCAUUGAAGCAGUACCUGUUGAUUCAACUGAUCCAUCCCGUCUCUUUCGAGGAUAUGUAGCGAUCGAUGAUAUCGAUCUCCAACCUGGAACUUCCUGCGUAGGAUUUUGUAACUUUGCAGGUGGAUUCUGUGAUUGGAACAACGAUGCAGAAGACGAUUUUGACUGGACAAUAAGUCGAGGUAGCAUAAAUCCAGCGACUGGUCCAGCUAUGGAUAGCUCCAGUGAUCGAGCUACGGCUGGUGGUUAUGCCUAUAUCAAUUCUAGAUUUCCGCGUAGACCUGGUGAUACAGCAAGAUUAAUCAGUACCAGUUUCCCAGCUACCAAUCCAGAUGCUCCGAUUUGUAUACAUUUUUGGUUUCAUAUGUUCGGUACAGGAAUUGGUAAUUUGAAACUUUACUUACGUCACUUUCGUGAUCUCGAUGCAAUGUUACAAGAAAUUUGGGGAUUAAGCGGGAACGCUGGUAACGCUUGGUACAUGUCUCAAAUAACUAUUGGAUCUUUGGAUGACUAUCAAUUAAUUUUCGAAGCAUCUGUAGGAAAUACUGGUAUGGGUGAUAUCGCUAUAGAUGACAUUACGUUUACUCAUGGUGCUUGUCCUGUGUAUCCACAAGUAGCAGCAACAAUAUCAAGAGAUUGUACUUUUGAAGUAGACGAAUGUGAUUGGAUCAAUACCAGAGAUCCGGAUCGUGUCGAAUGGGAAAGAGUUUCUACUCAAAUAUUAAGUCCUAGAAAUCAACGUAAACCGUACAGUAAUGGAAAUACUGGCACCAGACACAAUGAAUUUUUUUUAACACUUGGCAAAUCUCGUAGUGGAUCUUUUGGUGGUGGUACUGCUCAACUCGUUAGUCGUGAAAUGAGUGGUUCUGCUAAUCCAUUGUGUAUUACAUUUUGGUAUAUCAUGUUCGAGUCCUUUAUUGAUUCCACCGGACCAAGCUUAGGUGUUCUUCGUUUAUACAUACAAUCUAAUGAUGAGUCACCAGCAGAGCCCAAACCUAUCUGGCAAUUAUACAAUGACCAAGGUCCUACCUGGAAUUACGCACAAGUAAAUAUUAAUGAAAGAAAAAACUUUAAUAUCUAUUUUGAAGGUAUAUGGGGUCCGAAUAGAGCAAAUGGUAUUAUUGGUAUUGAUGACAUAUCUUUUUACAUUGGAAACUGUACUGUAAGACCACCUGCUGCUUCUGUCAGAAAUGAGGAUUGUAGUUUCGAAAAAGGAAUAUGUGGGUGGGAAAACAUUACUCUUUCAAAUAAUGAUCGGUCUGUUACUUGGCAACGAGCAUUUCUUACUCACCGACCAGCUCAGCUCUUAGAUAAAACGUUUGGGACUACAGGCGAUUAUAUUUUUUUUGAUAUAUACACACCUGAUAAAAAAUCCACUGAGGUACAAUUACGUUCUCCAAUUAUUAACACACCUGCUGAUGAAGAGUCCACUUGUUUCACAUUUUGGUUUGCUGCUUUCGGCGUUGAAGAGUCUACGAUGUUACAAAUUAUUAGAACGUCUGAUGUUGAAGAUGCAAAUGGUGGUAAUGAUGAAAAUGGUAACGAUGAAAUAUUGUUAUGGUCAUUAACAGCAAAGGGAUUUAAUAAUCCAAGACCAGUAUGGAUGGCAGCGCAAGUAACAAUUGAUGGACGUUUACCGUAUCGUCUUAUUCUGAAGGGCAGUGCUAGUAAUGGUGGCUUUGCUAUCGAUGACAUUAAAUUUCAACCUCGUGUUUGUCCAAGUAAAAUUAUUUUAAAAUUUAAAUAUAUCAUAAUAUAUUUAAUUUUAAUUUCAUUAAUUCAAAUUAUUUUUAAAUAUUUUAGCUCGACCACCAGAAGCUCAUCCACAAUUAAACUCAAAUAA
This is a messenger RNA of Polistes canadensis, 3987 nucleotides long. RefSeq names its product MAM and LDL-receptor class A domain-containing protein 2-like. Lineage: Eukaryota; Metazoa; Arthropoda; Insecta; Hymenoptera; Vespidae. Gene Ontology annotation, cellular component: membrane. Gene Ontology annotation, biological process: protein phosphorylation. Gene Ontology annotation, molecular function: protein kinase activity; ATP binding. Bases 223 to 3987 code for a protein of 1254 amino acids. The transcript is spliced from 15 exons. The record is from RefSeq and is a predicted model, not a curated record.